CAUUGUUUACAACUCAAACGGAUACGGGUUAUAUGUAGGCACCAGCGUAGCCACAAAUUCCUUAGCGUGAUUUACAGAUUUACGAGCACAGUGUCUGUUUUAUCUGCUUAUGUUUUGUAUUAAUGUGUCACGUGCGCAGCGAACAAGGUAUCUAUUCAUAACUGCAAAUUCACGUCACUGCACAGAAAUAAAGUCACGAGUGCCAGUGCACCCUCUAGGUUCAUAAAUUUCCUUUUCGGUUUCACAGACAAGAAGUAGUAUUUCAUACAGAAACUCAGACGCUGUCAUUCAGUGUAAGUUAUGACAAUGUUGAGCAGUAAAUCCAACGAAGAGAUCAAACGGAUGCUGGAUGAUUACGGAAUAAAACACGGUCCUGUGGUCGAUUCCACCAGAGCCCUUUAUGAGAAGAAGCUGAGAGAAGCCAUGUCUAAACACAGAAGAACCCAAGUUCAAUCCGACAGGACAUAUUACAGGGAAGAGGAGGACGUCACCUAUGUUCAGCAUCACAGACCUCAACUAUAUGAUGAUGUGAGCAACAGAACGUGGUCUGAUUAUAGAGGGAUGGACUACACAGAUGAGCCUGCUAUUUAUAGGACUCAAGCUCCUUACCAGAAUAUGUCACAAGCAAGAAACCUACCGCCAGAGCCUCAUAUCCAGAAAACACCUGAGAAGACGCGCCUGGUCCCAGUUUGGCUACAGAUAUUAGUGUUUCUGAUCGUAUCUGGUCUUCUGUACUUGGUUUAUAUAAAUAUGGAAUCAGCAGAGCCUGAGAAAAGACUGACGUAGCUCUUCCUUUAGUGAUUAAACUGAAUGUUACAAUUCUAAAACAAGCAAAUAUUCAGCACAAUAGAUGUGAUUUUUAACAUAUUGCAGUGCAUUUGAACUUCCUAAAUCUUGGUUAUUUUGUGUGUGAUGUUUUAUCAAAGUAAUAGCCCAACACUGUAACUCUUUUGUGAAUAUGAAGGAAGUGGGUGUUACAGGAUGCACCUGUUGAAAGAUUAUUUUUAAGAUCUUUUAUUUUGUUCCUUGGUCAAGAUACAAUUGUCCAUUGUAAUGCUGCAGUACAUUUUACAGAACUGAAAAUUUUAGUCAUUUCUUGGGCUCAUAAAAGUUUGAUAUAUUACAACUACUACUAGAAAACUUAAAAGCCUUUUUGUAUGAAUUAUAUAAGCAUAUUUUAAAGGUUACAGUUACUGAAUUUGGUGUUCAUCAUUUUACAGUAGGUAAUGGUUUUUACAUUUGUCUGGAAGCAUCACUCUUGGAUUUGGGUCAUCUUCUGAAUUAUGUAUUUGGAGCCAAAUUACAUGAAUGUCGGAAUCAAUUGUUUCUGGUGUUUUGUGAUUUAAAAAACUACAGGUUUUAUUGAAAGGAACUUUUGAGAUACACCUGAAAAUGUCUUUAUUAAUAACAAACAGUAAAAACACUAUAUGCAUGUCAAAAUUGUGAUUUUUGAUUUUAAUGGCAAAAUAAAAGUCUACUAAUUGUAUUACAUGUACCAAAAACUGCAACAAAACAACAACCAUUAAUUCUACACAUUGCAAAACAUGGAAGUAACAGGAAGUGACAGCUGUGUUUUUCACACA
Sinocyclocheilus rhinocerous is the source of this 1583-nucleotide messenger RNA. RefSeq names its product emerin-like. Lineage: Eukaryota; Metazoa; Chordata; Actinopteri; Cypriniformes; Cyprinidae. The transcript has 7 exons. The record is from RefSeq and is a predicted model, not a curated record. Bases 301 to 786 code for a protein of 161 amino acids.